Oppiella nova is the source of this 605-nucleotide messenger RNA. The record is from the annotation of a GenBank genome assembly. NCBI's taxonomy places the organism in Eukaryota, Metazoa, Arthropoda, Arachnida, Sarcoptiformes, Oppiidae.
UGCUUUCAAUAUGGAGUCAAACAUAGAGUUUGUGUUGAAUUGAACGCAAUGUUUAUGUUAUUAUAGAUAAGACACUAUUCAUAGCAGACAUCGAUUGCAUUCAUAUGAAUACAGCCAUCAAUUGUGUUAACACUUCCAGUCAAUAGACAUUUGGCGAGCCAUUCACUUCACGAGACACGAACACCAAUUGACACCACUUUUGCUGCAAAUGAGAUAAAAAGAUGUCGAAACGAAAAUGGGAUGAAUUGUAUGACACGAACGACACGUCUUUGAGACCGGACUCGAGUGACGCGAGGGAUGACUCGGACGAGACGAUCGGUGACCACAAUCGGCGCUCCGAUGACACGGAUUACUCGCAAAACGAGUGCAACGAUGGCAUCGACUCUUCGGGCGAAGAGCAGAUUGCGCACAAAAUGGCGCGAAAUAUGGCGCCCAAUGAGUGCACCCAUUCUGACGACGUCUGCCACUCAAUGCAAUCCCAAUACGACGGCGCCGACGAUGAGGCGGUCGACAGUGGCUUUCAGUGCGAUUCCAUCAACAGCGAGAUCAGCAGUUCCGGUAUCAGUAGCUCCGGGAAUGUGGAUGUGUUGACGUCGAGCGACCAC